Coregonus sp. 'balchen' is the source of this 5288-nucleotide messenger RNA. The record is from the annotation of a GenBank genome assembly. NCBI's taxonomy places the organism in Eukaryota, Metazoa, Chordata, Actinopteri, Salmoniformes, Salmonidae.
AACAGCAGCUACAAGCAGAACACCACCAACACAGUCAGACUAAACCACCAUGGAUUGACACUCAAUCCCCAAUCCAACCCUAGCACCCAAACUCCACCUAGCCUGUCAGAAAUCAAUCCCUAAUCCAACCCUAGCACCCAAACUCCACCUAGCCUGUCAGAAAUCAAUCCCCAAUCCAACCCUAGCACCCACACUCCACCUAGCCUGUCAGAAAUCAAUCCCUAAUCCAACCCUAGCACCCACACUCCACCUAGCCUGUCAGAAAUCAAUCCCUAAUCCAACCCUAGCACCCACACUCCACCUAGCCUGUCAGAAAUCAAUCCCUAAUCCAACCCUAGCACCCACACUCCACCUAGCCUGUCAGAAAUCAAUCCCUAAUCCAACCCUAGCACCCACACUCCACCUAGCCUGUCAGAAAUCAAUCCCCAAUCCAACCCUAGCACCCACACUCCACCUAGCCUGUCAGAAAUCAAUCCCUAAUCCAACCCUAGCACCCACACUCCACCUAGCCUGUCAGAAAUCAAUCCCUAAUCCAACCCUAGCACCCACACUCCACCUAGCCUGUCAGAAAUCAAUCCCUAAUCCAACCCUAGCACCCACACUCCACCUAGCCUGUCAGAAAUCAAUCCCUAAUCCAACCCUAGCACCCACACUCCACCUAGCCUGUCAGAAAUCAAUCCCCAAUCCAACCCUAGCACCCACACUCCACCUAGCCUGUCAGAAAUCAAUCCCUAAUCCAACCCUAGCACCCCACACUCCACCUAGCCUGUCAGAAAUCAAUCCCUAAUCCAACCCUAGCACCCACACUCCACCUAGCCUGUCAGAAAUCAAUCCCUAAUCCAACCCUAGCACCCACACUCCACCUAGCCUGUCAGAAAUCAAUCCCUAAUCCAACCUUAGCACCCACACUCCACCUAGCCUGUCAGAAAUCAAUCCCUAAUCCAACCCUAGCACCCACACUCCACCUAGCCUGUCAGAAAUCAAUCCCUAAUCCAACCCUAGCACCCACACUCCACCUAGCCUGUCAGAAAUCAAUCCCUAAUCCAACCCUAGCACCCACACUCCACCUAGCCUGUCAGAAAUCAAUCCCCAAUCCAACCCUAGCACCCACACUCCACCUAGCCUGUCAGAAUUCAAUCCCCAAUCCAACCCUAGCACCCACACUCCACUAGCCUGUCAGAAAUCAAUCCCUAAUCCAACCCUAGCACCCACACUCCACCUAGCCUGUCAGAAAUCAAUCCCCAAUCCAACCCUAGCACCCACACUCCACCUAGCCUGUCAGAAAUCAAUCCCCAAUCCAACCCUAGCACCCACACUCCACCUAGCCUGUCAGAAAUCAAUCCCCAAUCCAACCCUAGCACCCACACUCCACCUAGCCUGUCAGAAAUCAAUCCCUAAUCCAACCCUAGCACCCACACUCCACCUAGCCUGUCAGAAAUCAAUCCCUAAUCCAACCCUAGCACCCACACUCCACCUAGCCUGUCAGAAAUCAAUCCCUAAUCCAACCCUAGCACCCACACUCCACCUAGCCUGUCAGAAAUCAAUCCCCAAUCCAACCCUAGCACCCACACUCCACCUAGCCUGUCAGAAAUCAAUCCCUAAUCCAACCCUAGCACCCACACUCCACCUAGCCUGUCAGAAAUCAAUCCCUAAUCCAACCCUAGCACCCACACUCCACCUAGCCUGUCAGAAAUCAAGUGGAGCGGUUACCACAUUGCCACCUAUCCAACAUUUUAUUUUUAUGGCUUUCUGUUGGAGCUAUGAUCACUCCAAGUACCCGCUGUUCUGGGUCCUCGGCGUAGACAUAACCCUGUCACUCUCUGCCCCUCAUGACACAGGCCCGACACACAGUCGGACUGCAACGCCUCAAGGGGCAGAUCCUCCUAGCCAAUGUUUUAUCUUCACGAAGUGCCAAGGGGUAGGGUUAGGAAUUGAAAAAAACGAUGUGGUUGAAUGACAAACAGAUGAAUCUAGAUAGAGAAAAAGACAGAGAUAGAGGGAGACUGUUUCAAAAACAGAGAGAAAAAGUGUGAGUCUGUCAGACUGAUACUGACCUUGCAUAGAACUCUCCCCGGCUGGGGUGUUGCUCUGUGGUGGUGGAGAGUCCAUCUGGUCUUCCACACGGGGAGGGGUUACCUCUGUAGUAGUAGCAGUCUCAGCUAGGACCACGGGGGCAACAGUCACCUGGACGGCAACAGGGGCGGGCAUUGGUGUCACGGCAACAGGGGCGGGCAUUGGCGUCACGGCAACGGGGGCGGGCAUUGGCGUCACGGCAACGGGCGUUGGCGUCACGGCAACGGGGGCGGGCGUUGACGUCACGGCAACAGGCGAUGCCGUCACGGCAACAGGCGAUGCCGUCACGGCAACAGGCAUGGGUUUAGGCACGGGUGCCUCCCUCUGUAAGUGGGCCAUCUCAGGCUCAGCGAUGGGGCUGACGUCACACUCCGACGACUCUGCAGACACCUUCUCAGGGUCCUGUGGGCUGGGGAGAGGCAGGCCGUUGGGCAGCCUGAGCUCCUCUGGCUGGGCGAUGGGAGACUCCAGCGGGGGUUUUGCUGCCUGGGGGGAGGGCAAGGUGAUGGACAGGGCUGAUGGCUCCUCCUCCUCGGCUCGGGGAGGCUGGGUGGCAGACACACUGUUAGUGCUGCUGCUUGGGGUGGUCACUGGAGCAAGGGAAGGCUCAGGUUUGGAUGAUGUAGUCACCUCCUCCCUAGCCUUCGCCACCUCCUCUUUAAUCUCCUUCUCCUCCUCCCGAGCCUCCUUGGCGGCUGAGGGCUGCUCCUCGGCUGCAGGAGUGGGGCGGGGUUCAGGCAGGGGCGCAGGGUAAGCGGGCACUUCAGGGGCAGAUGGGGCUGGAGCAGCGGCCGGGGCUGGUGCGUCCAUCACGUCUGCAACGGGACUAGUUGAGGGUGGGGGGGUGGGUAGGUCCUGGGGUAAGGAAGGGGAGUUACUGUCCGUGUCUGGGGGUUUGACCUCUGUAGGGGCAGGGGCAGUCUUGACCAGUUCAGGGGUUUUAGACGGGGCUGGGGGGCCAGUGAUGAGAGUGGCUGCAGGUUUCCCUCGGUCAUCUGAGGAGGAAAGGCGAUGACGAGGAAAAACCAUGAGAGGGCCUGCUUAACCAUUACCUUUCUAGGGUGAAUUUAAAAGACUCAAGUGGCCCAUAGUACCAUACUAAUGUUAAAAUUUACCCUCAUAUCUGUUGAUCAUCUUUUGAUAAUUACCCACUUAUUAUCAAUCCGUCAUUAAAUGGCCAAAAUGCAUGGGUCCUUUCCAAAAGGAGCAUUUUGCCGGUCUAUGCGAUUUAGUCAAAUUCACGAAAAAUGACUUCUAUAUACUGGAUGGGUAUGGCCAGCUACAUCCUUCAAGAUUACCUGACCCCUCGGCCAACUCACCUGGUCUGACGACGACAGGUGUCACGUUCUCACCGUUGGCCUGGGCAACGGCUGGGCCCUCUGAUCCAGAUAUAGAUGACUAAAGGAGGGACAGAACACCACAACACACAGACAUUAGAUAACUAGAGUGGACACAACCUUAUGAAGGUUAGAUACAAUGUCAAAUAUGAAAACAAAAUGUCUGCCCAUUCAGAGACAUGACUGUAUGGUAGGUAAAGGUGUGUAAAGGGAUGAUAGUUGGUGACGAGAGUAUGGUAGCUCACCUCUGAAGAGUCGUCGCUCACCUGUGGGGGUGUGGGGGUGGCACCACUGCGGGUGCCCCCUGACAUAAUCUCCUCAGUGAUGUCUUUACCACCCUGGUUAGGGUCUCGUAUUAUGAUCUAUAGAGAGGACACAAGACAACAGUGAGGGAUACAAGAAGAAGAAUAUAGAAAAAGAGAGAGAAUGCAGGAGAGCCAUCGAGAAAAACUUGUUACUUGCUCUUGCUUCAGUCCCUUUCUAUAGGAGAGCAAAAAAGAGUGAGAAAUAGCCAGAGUAAAGGAGAGAGGGGGUGAGUUUAGUGGGAGGAAGAAGCUGGAGAAGAGCUGCUACAACUAACUGCUUUCUAUGAUGCAAGGCCCUGUUUCCAACUGUGCCAAGUCUUCUGUGUUGUACUGUAGGGCUGUGGCCUAGCAGCGUCUUCUCAAUCAGCAGAGCUACAUUUCUCACAUACUGACACAAGAAACACCAACCCCACAAAGCUAUGCAGCCUGAGAAACCCAUUUCUACACAGAUUGCUGCCUUGUUUUUGUGAAUUCUUCCAACAAAAUUUGACUACGGACAAACUCAACUUCAGCCAAGUUACCAAACAAAUUCCAGUGCAAGACAGACAUUUCCUUUGCUCUCUCCAUAUGAUCACUCAAACUACACCUAGAAAAUCCGCCAGAUUUUAUGUUAUUGAAAAGCACAUCGUACAAUACUCCUUUGAACUACUGAAAAACAGAUGAUUACUCACUUACAAGGCGUGCCCUUCCACUGAGCAACAUGUUUUCUAUCACAAACUCUCCUCUCGCUCUCUCCUUCACAUGCACGUACACACUGUAAAAGUUGUCAGCAACAGGCGUGAGCCAGCACAUUCCCCCACUGGUAGUCGUUUACCUGGCACACGGACAGGCUCCAGAGCCCCUAGAAGGCCUCUCUCAUCCUGGGCCCGGAGUUGAGUUGUCGGCCUGCAGGCCUCUCCCAGCAAGCAGGCUGCUUUUGCAACCGUGGCUGGGAACACGCACGUAGCCUACUCCCUCAACAACUCACUGAGCAGAGCAGAGCAGAGCCAGCAAGGCAGAGACAGCAGGGCAGAGACAGCAGGGCAGAGCCUCGUUCCCAGCUUUCUCACACACGUACAGAGGGAGAGAGCGGGAGGGUGAGAGAGAGAGCGAGAGAGAAGCCAGAGCGACUGGCCUUGUGGAGCUGCAGCACUGGAAUGCAAGCGCCCCCGCCCACAGAGCACCGAACUAGUCAGUCAGUCAGUCAAAAGGGGGCCAAAGAGAGGGGGAGUGAGAUUCCAGAAAAAAAGGAGUGGAAGAAAAAAAAACUACAGAACUUUGUCAAAUAAGCUCCGGCUAGUGCAAAAAUAAAUAAAAAUAAAAACAAAUAAAAAAACUUGGCUCCUCUUCUGUCAUUCUGUGCACACACUCACAUUUCAGCCUCUUCCUGGGGGAGAGAGGGAGGGGCAGUGGACGGAAGAGGGGAGAGGGGGGUAUGCCACAGAAGCAGCAGCAGAGACAGCAAGAUAGAGAGAAGGGGAGGAGAGAGAGAGAGAGAGAAGGGGAGGAGAGAAGGGGAGGAGAGAGAGAGAGAAGGGGAGGAGAGAAGUCAGCCAUUGUGCUUCCGGCUCAGAAGGGGAGGAGCCUGGCAGCC